AGUUCAGGGAAACCGGCACACACAGAGAAGCAACGUCACCAGAAAGCAGUGCGUGAGUCAACUCCACACACACACACACACAAAGAGAGAGAACAAGCUGAAAAAAUGAUGCCAGUGUGAGUGUCAUGGAGGAGAAAGACAGGAGAGUCCUGAGUUCUGAGUCCUGAGUUCUGAGUCCUGAGUCCUGAGUUCUGAGUCCUGAGUCCUGAGUCCUGAGUUCUGAGUCCUGAGUCCUGAGUUCUGAGUUCUGAGUCCUGAGUCCUGGAAGAACAUGGACAAGUCUCUGAUGCAGCGUCUGCUCAGCUCGAAGAAAAGUGCAAAAAUCCACCCGACUGCGGUGAUGCUAAAAUACGGCUCCCAUUUUCCCCGACGUGGAGAUGAGAGCUACGACGAUGCUCCGUCCUUUGAGGAUUUUGGUGCCUUUAUAGCAGAGACGUCUGACAGCAAAUCACACAAAACUGUGUUUAACCUUCAGUCUGAAUCGAGAUCAAGAGUGUCUAAAGGGGUCAGAGGUCAGCUGCAGAGCUUCAGUGAGGCCAGCGUGUUCUCGUCACGUGUGAUGUGGGCGGUGCUCUUUGGUGCAGCGCUGGCUCAUGGAUGUGUCUCGCUCCUGACACGUUUAGCUGCAGAUUUAUCCCACAUCCCGUCGCUCGAGCUUCUCUUUGUCCGCUCUGUCCUCCAGGUUCUGUCCAUCGCUGUCGUUCUUUACCACAAGGAGGCGCCUUUUGGGCCACAAGGCUGCAGGCUGCAUCUCUUCUCCUAUGGAAUAUUUAAUGUCGUUUCCAUCUCCUGUGCAUACACGUCCUUCGCACUAGUUCCUCCUGCUAACGGCGCUAUCGUGUGGAGAGCGAGCGCUACAGUGUUCAGUGCCGUCUUGUCCUUCCUGCUCGUUGAAGAGCGACUCGGUGUGACAGACAUAAUCUCUGUCUCCUGCAGUGUCUUUGGGCUCGGCUUCAUCCUGAUCCCCAACCUCGCUAGUGAGGAAAAGCCGCUUGGGUUCUGGCAGGAGGCGUUUGGUUACGUCCUGAUGGUUUUGGCAGGACUGAUGGCGGCACUCUCUAUGAUUUUAUACAGGUGUGUGAAGCAGCAGGUGAGCUUGUGGACAGCACUGUUUACUUUUGGAUGGAUGGGUUCUCUCUGGUCCUGCUGCUCCAUGUUCCUCCUGCAGGAACCCGUCAUUCCACACGAUGCGGAGACCUGGAUCUUCCUCAUAUCCAUCAGCUUCUGCUCCACCAUCUCCUUCCUGGGGGUUUAUUACGGCCUGCAGCGCCUCCACCCUGCGCUAGUCAGCACGGUGCAGCAUCUGGAGCUCGUGGUGGCGAUGGUUCUGCAGCUGGUCGUGUUGCACAUGCUCCCAUCUGUCUGUGACAUCAUCGGCGCCACCGUCAUCGUCACCAGCGUAAUAGUGCUCGGCCUCGUCAAAGUCCUCUGUGGUGGAAAGCGUGAGAUGGAGGAAUACAAAGAAAUCCUGGACUCGUCCGUAAAAUAAGACUGAGGACUGUGCAUGAGAGGAGAAAAGAGUUAUGAUUUAUACUUCGUCUUGUGUAAAAUUAGAACAUUAA
Molecule: messenger RNA, 1562 nt
Organism: Tachysurus vachellii
Lineage: Eukaryota; Metazoa; Chordata; Actinopteri; Siluriformes; Bagridae
Gene: slc35g2a
Product: solute carrier family 35 member G2a
Exons: 5
Coding region: 272-1489 (405 amino acids)
Cellular component (GO): membrane
Source: RefSeq, a predicted model, not a curated record